AUGGUUAGAAUAAGAGGGUUAGCUCGUGCCUCAGGUACUGGUAGAGGCAGAGACAUGAGUCAGGAUGCACAUUAUCCUGAAGUUCCUCAACAUAGGCCUACUACUUCAGUACGUAGGCAAUGGGUUCAUGUGACUGAGGACGUUACUCAUACACCUGAGGAUGUGCCUCAGUUGAAUGAGGAUGUUCCUCAUGUGUCUGAUGCUACUCCGGAGAUGACAGGCGCUGUUGAUGCUGCGGACGUAGAGGGAGUGGCUACUGAUGGUAGUGAGGGUUCACUUGCUGUUGAUGAGGGAUUCCCUGGUGGGCCACGUGACCCAUCGAUUUUGGCUGGUUUUGCCGAGCAUGUGGAACAUAGCAUCUGGAGUGGACAGGAACGACCCAAUCUGAAGUUGGUCUCCCAUGGUAGAAAAGUAGAUAAAUUUGGGAGACCAACGCCUGAGAUAGAAAGCAUGAUUGCGGCCACCAGAUUGAGUCCACUGAUCAGGUGUUCGGUAAUCACCACUGAUCCUGGACUUAUAUCCGCCUUCUUCGAGAGGUGGCAUAGGGAGACCAACACCUUCCACUUGCCAGUAGGAGAGUUGACGAUCACUCUAGAUGACGUGGUGUCACUCCUACACCUUCCCAUCACUGGCGCGCUGCAUACCUUCGAGCCGCUGGUUACUUCCGACGCAGUCAUGCUUUUGACGGAGCUGCUUAAGGUCAGCCCUGAGGAGGCUAGAGCUAAGACCCAUCAAGCUGGUGGGCCUCAUGUUUGGUUGUCAUGGCUUCGAGACGUGUACGAGAGCAAGUGCCGGGCCAGACGGUGGGUUGUAGCAGCCCGUGCGUACCUCCUCCACUUGGUCGGUUGCAUUUUUUUCGCUAACAAGAGUGCAACACAUGUUUAUGUCAUGCACCUGGAGGCUUUUAGGGACCUGGCCCAGGCAGGGGGAUUCUCUUGGGGAGCGGUUGCGUUGAUCCACUUGUACGAGUAUCUGAAUGAAGUGUUGCAGACCCCUACACGGCAGAUAACCGGUUACAUUACAUUAUUUCAGUGUUGGAUAUACGAGCACUUUCCGACGGUGCAUCAGUGCGUCGUUGAUGAUGCUUAUGCUGAGGCAAGCCCACAUGCCUCCAGGUGUCUUACGGGUAAGGCUCAUAUGAUGAGGAUCAAGGGAGCCCCAUACCGGGCACCUAUGGAAGCCCUGACUGUCACGAACGUGUCAUGGAUGCCCUAUGCUGAGCACCGGGGAGUUAGGGGCUUCGACCUGAUCUCAUCGUACACGGGCCAACUUAAAUGGGGUCAGAUAGUAGUCUACGUUCGACCAAAGCGGGUGCUUCGAUAG
This is a messenger RNA of Glycine soja, 1323 nucleotides long. RefSeq names its product protein MAIN-LIKE 2-like. The transcript is spliced from 3 exons. The record is from RefSeq and is a predicted model, not a curated record. Lineage: Eukaryota; Viridiplantae; Streptophyta; Magnoliopsida; Fabales; Fabaceae. Bases 1 to 1323 code for a protein of 440 amino acids. Gene Ontology annotation, biological process: meristem development; meristem maintenance.